This is a messenger RNA of Lithohypha guttulata, 1485 nucleotides long. RefSeq lists its product as uncharacterized. NCBI's taxonomy places the organism in Eukaryota, Fungi, Ascomycota, Eurotiomycetes, Chaetothyriales, Trichomeriaceae. The coding region runs from base 1 to 1485 and encodes 494 amino acids. The record is from RefSeq and is a predicted model, not a curated record. Gene Ontology annotation, biological process: transmembrane transport. Gene Ontology annotation, cellular component: membrane. The transcript has 3 exons. Gene Ontology annotation, molecular function: transmembrane transporter activity.
AUGGCUGCAAACAAGGACGCCAUCGCUCAACACGUCGAGCAUGAGCGUAUCUCGUCAGACGAUUCUCUACGUAAAGAUGAAGAGCAGCACUCCACAGUCGUUCAAGACUGGACACCAGAAGAGGAGAGAAAGCUAGUAUGGAAGAUUGACUUCAGGGUCUUCCCCAUGCUUUGCAUCGUUUUUGGCCUGUCUCUACUCGACAGAACCAACAUCUCGGCUGCAUAUAUCGCUGGACUUGCCACGGAUCUUCAACUUCAGAUAGGGUCAAGAUAUUCGAUUGCGCUUUUGAUCUUCUUCAUCGGGUACUGUUUGUUCGAGCUUCCAUCAAACUAUAUCAUCCGUAAGAUCGGUGCCAGAUGGUGGCUAUCUUUCCUGAUUGUUAUGUGGGGUGGCUGCGUUCUUGGUAUGGGAUUCGUCCACGAUUGGAAAAUCCUCACCGUCCUGCGAGCGUUACUCGGAGUGUUCGAGGCUGGUUUGUUCCCUGGCAGUAUCUAUAUCAUCGGUUGCUGGUAUCGACAGUUUGAAACUGGGAGAAGAAUCUCCAUCUUCUAUAUGGCUUCACUCCUGAGCUCCGGAUUUGGACCCAUUUUCGCUUACGCACUGUCACUCAUUCGUGUUGGCGGACCAGGCAGUAUGUAUCGAGCAGGAUGGAGGUGGAUAUUCAUCGUGGAAGGUGUGGCUACGAUCGUUGCUGGCAUCGUCUCACCCUGGUUCCUUGUCGAGUUUCCCGAACGAGUGAAGUUCCUCAGCAAACGCGAGAGGCACAUCGCACUCGAGCGAGUCAGAAUCGACAAAUCCAGCAAGGCAGUCGUACAUCCUAGCAUGAAGGAAUUCACAGUCAUGCUGUGCGAUUGGAAACUGGUGCUGUACGGCUUGCAAUACUUCAUCUGUGCAUCUUCGGUGUACUCCCUUGCCUUCUUCAAGCCAAUCAUCCUCAGGCAAGGUAUGGGCUUCAGCUAUGCGAAAGCACAGCUGCUUUCUUCACCACCCUAUGUUUUCACCAUCAUCAUGAGCCUCAUCAUGGCAUACAUCAGUGACAAGUUACGAAUGCGAUGGCCAAUCCUUUGCUCUCAGGCUUUGGUCGGUAUCGUUGGACUACUCGUAAUUCUAUAUGCCAAACCACCCGGUGUCCGCUACUUCGGUCUGUAUUUGGCUAUAUUCGGUUGCCAAGCAAACAUUCCAGGAACCCUAGCUUAUGGUAACAACCAGACUGGACGAAAUGAGAAGAAGGGCGUAGUGGCUGCGGCCAUGAUAUCGUUUGGUGCUGCAGGAGGCAUCGCCGGCAGCACAAUCUUCAGGUCACAGGACGCACCCUUGUACCUCCCUGGCAUGUGGUCAACAAUCUGUAUGCUCAUUCUGUACAUCUGCAUCACUCUAAGCUUGUCCAUGCAUUUUAAGAGACAAAAUCGGUUGGCAGAUGAAGCACAAGCGGCAGGAAGGGAGUACGUCUUGGAGAAGACGCCAGGUUUCAGGUACGCACCUUAA